Messenger RNA from Rotaria socialis, 1131 nucleotides. The record is from the annotation of a GenBank genome assembly. NCBI's taxonomy places the organism in Eukaryota, Metazoa, Rotifera, Eurotatoria, Philodinida, Philodinidae.
AUGAAAAAUUUUCUAAGCAUAUUAUUAGAUGUUUUUCUUUUCCCAUUAUUCAUUCAUACAACUCAAGUUGUUAUAAAUAAUCUCAAACCACGCUUGGAUGUUAAUGGUACCAUUAUAGAUGCACAUGAUGGUAGUAUACAACAAUUUGAAAAAAAUGGCCUCUACUAUAUGCAUGCGAUGCAGUAUGGUCUCUGUGAAGAACCACCAAACUAUGGAUGUGAUGGAGCAGGAAUGCCAAGUCGAUGUGGUUUUCAAAUGAAUCACAAUAUUAGUAUAUGGUCGUCACCAAAUUUGACUUCAGGUUCAUGGUCCUAUGUUGGCAAUGCAAUUGAUGUUGCUGAUCGGCCAGCAGGUGUUGUAUUUCGUCCACAUCUGGUAUACAAUCCUAUUACAAAAUUGUAUGUUCUUUUUUGGAAUUAUAUGAGAUGGGGUCUACCUAGUUUAUAUGCAAUUGCUAUAGCUGAUACGCCAAAUGGACCAUUCAGAUUAAUUAAUUCUGCAUUGAAUGUUUCUCGAGGUGGUGGUGGAGGUGAUUUUGAUAUUCUUGUUGAUGAUGAUGGAACUGGUUAUAUUAUCUAUUCGCAAAACUAUUAUAUGAGUGUAGAACAAUUAACACCUGAUUUUUAUUAUUCAACAGGAAAAUCUUAUAUGUUUGAAGAAUAUUUUGUUGAAGCACCCAUAUUUAUGAAAAAAAAUAAUAUUUUUUAUGCUUUAUUCGGUUGGUGUUGUUGUUAUUGUAUGCAAGGUAGUGGUAUUUUAGUUCAUACAGCUAAUAAUCCACUGGGACCUUAUACACUUCAAGCUAAUGGUGAUCUUGCUUGUGAACCAAAAAGUAACACUUCUAAAACAGUACUACCAUUGACAUCAAUCAGUGGUCUACCUACACCUAAUCAAGGUUGUGAAUUUCAUAAUGUAAACACAACAUCUAUUGCUCGAUCUCAACAAAAUUAUAUCAUUAAAGUUACGAAUUCAACCGGAUAUACAACAUAUGUGUGGACGGGUGAUAGAUGGCAACAAGCACCCGAUGGAAUUAAAGGCCAUGAACCUCAAUAUUGGGUUCCAUUGAACUUUUACGAAGAUGGAACUAUUGGGAAAAUGCAAUGGAUUGAUGAAUUUAUUUUGGAUGUCUAA